Molecule: messenger RNA, 1338 nt
Organism: Effrenium voratum
Lineage: Eukaryota; Dinophyceae; Suessiales; Symbiodiniaceae
Source: the annotation of a GenBank genome assembly
AUGGAUGAUCACAGCCAGACACUGCUCGACCGCGCAUCGGCGCUCGUCGACGCCGCCAAGCGUGCCGGUGCCGAUGCGGCCGACGCCGUUUCGGUGCGUUCGCGGUCGCGGGCCGUGACCGUGCGCAACGGCAAGGUCGAGGGCACCGAUUCGUCCGAGAGCGACGACCUUUCAUUGCGUGUCUUCGUCGGCCGGCGGGUGGCAAGCGUCUCGGCGGCGGCGACGGCCGACGCCAACCAGCUUGCCGAGCGCGCGGUGGCGAUGGCGAAAGUGUCGCCCGACGACCCCUAUAACGGUCUGGCCGAUCCGGACCGUCUGGCGCGGCAGAUGCCCGACCUCGACCUGUUCGACGCAACCGAAAUAUCGCCCGAGCGCCUGACCGACGAUGCGGUGGAGACCGAAGCGGCGGCGCUUGCGGUCAAGGGCGUGACCAAUUCGUCCGGCGGUUCUGCCUCGGCGGGUGAGGCCGGCUUCGUCCUGGUCACGUCCGACGGGUUUUCGGGCGCCUAUCGCGGCUCGCGGUUCGGCCGGUCAGUGUCGGUGAUCGCCGGCGAAGGCACGGCGAUGGAGCGCGAUUACGAGUUCUCGAGCCGCACGCACUUUUCCGAUCUCGAUCCGGCUGCGGAAAUCGGCCGCAAGGCCGGCGAGCGCGCCGUCCGCCGGCUCAAUCCGCGCAAGAUGCCGACCGGCAAAGUCACCGCGAUCUUCGACCCGCGCGUCGCGCGGUCGAUCCUCGGACACCUGUCGGGCGCCAUCAACGGCGCGUCGGUGGCCCGCAAAUCGACGUUUUUGCGCGACAAGAUGGGCGAAGCGAUCGCCAAUCCCGCCAUCACGGUGGUCGACGACCCGCACCGGCCGCGCGGCGCCGGUUCGCGCCUGUUCGACGGUGAGGGCGUUGCCGCCAGCCCGCUGACCAUGGUCGAGAACGGCGUGCUCAAGCACUGGUUCCUGUCGACCGCCAUCGGCCGCGAACUCGGACUUGAGACAAACGGCCGCGGCGUGCGCGGCGGCACCACCGUCAAUGCGGGCUCGACCAACCUCUCCAUCGAGCCGGGUACCGUUUCGCCCGAGCAGAUGAUCCGUGAUGCCGGCACGGGCUUUUACGUCACCGAGGUGUUCGGCCAGGGCGUCAAUCUGAUCACCGGCGAAUACAGCCGCGGCGCGUCCGGCUUCUGGAUCGAGAACGGUGAGCCGACCUUCGCCGUCUCCGAGGUGACGAUCGCCGGCAAUCUCGCCGACAUGUUCCUGACCAUGGUGCCGGCGAACGAUCUCGACCGCGCCUUUUCGACCGCCGCGCCGACUUUGGCUGUUCCCUCCAUGACACUGGCCGGGACCUGA